CGAAAGGAUGUGGUGUUGUCAAUGAGGUUCUGAACCACAUUUUGAAGUCGCAGAAGACUGCUGGUGUGGAAGACAAAAGUAUUUGUUUGAUCAUUAUCAUUACUGUAUUCUCAUUUCCAUCGUUCACGACGACAUGAAAAUAAUGAUUCAACCUGCAAAAGCUGAGUUUCCUACGCCAAUUUCCAAAGCUGCGGAACAAGUCAACUCAUAGAAUAUAUAUCGAAAAGAGAGGGCCUGUCAGAUUGAUGCAUCUACAAUUGAUCAAACAUGCUGCUCUAUUCCACUGGAGCGUCACCGCCGCCGUCGUUCUCGUCUUCACCUAGCUUUUGGAUUGCCCAAGCUAUUAGUGCGUUAUUGCUAUGCCCACCAGAUCUGAUCGAACGAAGGGUCCCAAUGAUAGCGCCGUUCCCGGGCACAUGGGAAGACAGUCGGAGACGAAAUAUCGUCGAUCAAAUAAUAGACGAAUGCUGGAAGAAUCCAAAUGCAGGAUACGAAGUCCAACCAACGGACGAGUGGAUCGUCAAUAACCAACAACAGCAGCAACUUGAUAGCAGGGACCGAUUCGAUAUCCUUGAGCAGGAACAAUUAGACGAGAACGGCGAGAUCAUUGCUACUUCAGGAAAACCAUCUACAUACGGAGAAAUCACACCACUGGGUGCACGGCAGUUGUUUGGCGCCAUGGGACUGCUUGAUUCACGCAGAGACAAUCAUGAUCAGUGUCGCCACCCAGCUCAUUUUUUCGAUCUUGGAUCGGGAACGGGGAAACUAGUUGGCCAAGCCGUUUUGGAACUACCAAACAAAACAAUCAAAAAGGCCACAGGAAUCGAAUUGUCACCUUCCAGGCACGAAUCUGCUAUUCGAGCCAUGGAAAGCUUGCUACAAUUGCCACAGUCGAAUAACGACUGGGUCAACUCCAUCGAAUUUUCCCAUAACGAUAGCAAUGGUUUCCUAACGGAAGAGUAUUUUGUCCGGUCUACCAACAAGCUUGAACUGCUCCAGGGUGAUUUGUUUGAUGUCGACUUGUCGACCGCAACACACAUUUAUGUUGCGUCGCUUUGCUUCCCUGAUGCCCUCAUGGUUGAGCUAGAAGAGCGCUUACAAAUAUUAAUGCAUAAACAUGAAACUCAGGAACAGGCUUGCAAUCAAAACGAGACAGAUGAGAUGGGGGAAGUCCAAGAAGUAGGAGAGCUAUCUUCCCUUCAAUGGGUGGCUACGUUAAAACCUUUUCCAACUAACUUKGGAGGAAUCCGCCCUAGUAUUCGAUUCAUGGAAAUGUCAUGGACAAAACCGUACGGUUGCGCUGUGUAUCUGUAUCGAUGCAACAGCACAGCAGCGACAGAAAAAUGAACACGAAUGGAAAGGAUACAACAAUGGGGCCAUCAAGCACAGUAACAUCACCAAGAGGAUGACGGUGUUGAUGAAGAAUACUAGAUUUAGUGUAAACUUUCGUUUAUCGUAUGCUCUAUCGCUCUACAGUUUAUUCUUAUUGCGUUGUAAUCAGAAAAAAAGACUAGAAUGAUGAAGUAAAUUCAAUUCAGAUAC
This is a messenger RNA of Pseudo-nitzschia multistriata, 1542 nucleotides long. NCBI's taxonomy places the organism in Eukaryota, Bacillariophyta, Bacillariophyceae, Bacillariales, Bacillariaceae. The record is from the annotation of a GenBank genome assembly.